AUGAGUAGGGUUUUAGAUGUAUACGACUACCUACGGCAUUUGGGAUUGAAUGUAUGGAUAAAACUAUUUCGUGGAAAUGCCACCUUCCUCUCGAUCUUCCGUUCCUUCACCGAACUAGAACAGCUAGUGGUCUUCAGAUUGUUAUUCCUCGCGCAACCUGUAUCUGAAAGAGCAUUGAGAUUGUGGUUCAAACCAGGAAAUGCUACCGAACUAAAUAGCACUUUAUUUAGACUUGUUUCUUGCUAUGCCUUAACGGUCACUCCAGCACAAUCACCAACCACUGCAGUUGGUGGGAAAUCUACCAUGCUAAACCAAUAUAAACUUCAGGAUGAUUUUAGAGAAGGGUUAUUACGUUGCGUACUGGGAAAAGAUUAUAAACAGACGAGCGACGAGAUCACACCGCUUAACGUCGAUGAUCUAAAUUGCGAUUUGUAUAAAAAUUUGAGUAAAUCAAUGCUGUUCGAUUACUCUAGACAUAGAUGGGAAUUGAUUCUUAGAUACAUAGUGUCCAUUGAGUUUAGGAAGAAGGUUGCCAAAUCAGCCCAAAGGAUCAGUCAAAUCAAUCCUGACUCACAAGGCAAAUCCGCCAUUAUCGCAGAAGAUGUUAUCACAACACUCAAGCGCCACAAAUUGGUAUUCAAACCCAGCAAUUCCACUGUAUCUCAAACAUUUCAAACAGUAGGUAUGUCUCGCCAAGCCCUUUCAUGGCUACUGAGAGACACCCGUUCACAGCUCAAUUCUCUGAUAUUGGAAUUUAUAUAUCUUUAUGACAUGGGCAAGCUCACAAAUGUUAAAUUGGCAGAUGAUAUGGAUUCCACAUCUACAGCUGAUGAAUAUCCGCUGCAAAAUUCAACUGCUGGUGCUAAAGAUACACUAAAUUUGGAGGAGGCAGAAAAGAACGUCACAGACAUUAUAUAUUUCAUUCUCACGCUGUCCCAAUUAACAAUCGGCCAACCAAUAAGCUCUAAAGGGUUGACUAAGGCACAGAAAAGGUUUUUACGCUUUGCAGUGGACCUUGGAAUUUUAUGGCAACCGAAAUUGGAUUGCGAUGAGUCGUCGAUUGAUCUGGAUAGUGGGAUCCAUAAUAUUAGGCGCGAUAAGAUAUAUUUUGCAGCACCUCAUGCACUAUUGUUUAGGAGCCAUAUGUCUGAGCCACUAUCACUAGUUUCAGCUAUUACAACUGCGGAUUUUUCCUCCAGAAAAUUAGAAAUCCCCAAUCACUAUUUCUCUCCCUAUCUAUUGAAUGAAACUGAAACAGCAGUUCCCCGGAUGAGGCACAAUCUUGAGUCUGGUAUAAUUGUACAAAGUAAUUUCAAAGUAUACGUUUACACUGCAUCUCCACUUCAAAUAAAUGUACUAGCACAUCUUUGUGAGUUACAAUCUAGGACACCGAAUCUGGUUAUUGGCGUCCUAACACGUGCUAGUGCCCACGCAGCUUUUCGCGCUGGCAUAACUGCCAAGCAAAUUUGUCAAUUUCUGGAGACACAUUCGCAUCCUAUUUUACUACAAAAUGUUAGGGAGGGGGGAUCUUAUUUGCCCAACAAUGUAGUGACGCAGCUUAACAUGUGGGAGGCGGAACGGAACAGAAUAUCACUAGAACAGUGUGUACUAAUUAAGAAAUGGGAGCAAGAAUAUCUCCCUGAGUUAUUUCAACACACAGUCAGGUGGGCUGAGAGUAAAAAUUAUCUCCUCCACUAUACCACUUGGCCUGAUAAUCCAAGUUCCAAAGAGUUUCAAGAUUGGCUUAUUAGAGAAAAGUACCUGGCCUGCAAAGGUGAUGCCCAGGACGAAGUGAUUGAAUUUAUCAGGUCCCUCAAAGAAUUGAAACAUAAGCACUAA
Messenger RNA from Babesia microti strain RI, 1839 nucleotides. RefSeq names its product transcription initiation factor TFIIH subunit H4. The record is from RefSeq and is a predicted model, not a curated record. NCBI's taxonomy places the organism in Eukaryota, Apicomplexa, Aconoidasida, Piroplasmida, Babesiidae. Gene Ontology annotation, biological process: nucleotide-excision repair. Gene Ontology annotation, cellular component: transcription factor TFIIH core complex; transcription factor TFIIH holo complex. Gene Ontology annotation, molecular function: ATPase activator activity; double-stranded DNA binding. The coding region runs from base 1 to 1839 and encodes 612 amino acids. The transcript has 2 exons.